Molecule: messenger RNA, 1038 nt
Organism: Komagataella phaffii GS115
Lineage: Eukaryota; Fungi; Ascomycota; Pichiomycetes; Pichiales; Pichiaceae
Exons: 1
Coding region: 1-1038 (345 amino acids)
Source: RefSeq, a predicted model, not a curated record
AUGCACAGAAUUCCUCUUUUGAGCAGAUUAAGCGACCAAGCAGUUGUGUCAAAUAAUCCCGCCCUGCGUCGAAGUAGUAAUAGCACUGUGGACCCAACACAUUCACUAUCACAUAGGCGACUCAGUCAAGAGACACUCACAACACUUAUAAACCCCUUAGCGGCAACAGGAACCUCACCAGCAAUAGUUGAAAAUGUCACAAUGUUAAAUAUGGAAUCACGAAUUGACUCUGAUACAGAGUCAUUGCAGGCCACUUUGACCGAAGAUGCAUUCGGCUCAGUGUUUGAAGUACCAGCGAUUUCUUAUACUUACAUUAGGAAAUUACCAAUUGUCACAAGCAAUUUUUUUGGCAAGUCAGUUCAUGUGUUUGCAAGCAAAUUAGAUGUCGAGCAGUUUAAGGCACAGGGGAAAAAUGGCGAAGUAACUCCUAUUUUGACAUUGCAUUCUCAACGAGGGAUUCAGUCACUAAAGAAGAACAGCCCUCAAUGCAUACUGUACAGUUAUGACGGAAAGGAUAGAGUUGAGCACGCCCGUAUGUAUCAUGACAUUCUCAAAAAUAAUAAUCACAAGUAUACCAUGGUAUUCCGAGACUCAUCAAUAGUUGUGCUGAUCAAUUCUAAGUCUGGACCUUUUACCGAUUGUGAGUUCAAAUCUACUAGAUUAAGGUUUCUUGGGACAACUGGAAGUUAUUCCACAUUUGGAUCAAGAGCUAUCACAGCAGUUACUGUUACAAACAAUGAUAUUGAGCUUUUAACAGAUGGUUAUUCAGUUGAUGAACUGGCGUCCUCUAAUGAUUUGAAACCAAAGUUGAACAAAGUUGCGGUGAAAAAUAUCAAAGAGUUGUCCAAGUUUAUUCCUUUUGCCACAUUGAGAUUGGAGCCAACUUCAGUCAUCACAAAACGAAUACAGAAAGUAGGCGAGAUUCAAACAUUUGAUCAUGUGGACUCAAGAAUUCCAAGUUCCAAUUGCAUGGCAAUGUUGGCAGUACUCUUGGUACUAAGGGAGCAAGAAACUAUGAAAAUACAGAGAAAUGAUUAA